AUGGUGAUCUUCGGCAUUGUGAAUCAAGAGACCUUCAGUGGGCUAAACAGAGGAUGUAAAAACGUUCCGUGAAACCGCUCUAUCCAACCGGAGAUCCCAACCGGAGAUCUACGAGCGUUGGUUUCGACAACCGCAGCUCUCCCCACGCUCCCAGGCUUUCUUGCCUCUCCUCUCGCUGUCCUUCUUCUUCUCCUUCUUCUUCUUGCUCUUCUCUCUUUCUCGGUGUCUUUACUGGCGACUGUUCAGUCGCUCCUGGGUGUCGCGUCUGCUCACACGCCCGUCAGGUACGCCAAGACAGUCACGAAGGCAGACAAGCAGCACGAGAUCUCUCCCUUGGUGCUGUGUGCGCUUCUGCGUUUCAGGUUUGUUAUUAGUCUGGUGGGUCUGAGAUGGCCGACACGGCCGUCGAGGACGGCACAGAGGCCAACAAGGCCGAGGCCACUGACAGCAUCGAGUGGUGAGACGGGUGGCUCGACGGGCGAGGCCAAACAGCCGUCCGCCGAGGCGAGCAGCAGUGGCGUUGGUUCAUCAGAGAGCGCGUGUGCACCCGGCAGCAAGAGAAAGGCAUUUUGGGCUGCUGGGAACAGAUGGAGGUGAGAGAGGAGGCCGGGCAGCUGCAUGUGGGGAUGGUGAGACGCAGCAUGCAUGUGGGUCUCAAUUGUCCUGUUCUCUCCGUGCGUGUAGGUGGAGGCGGUGUUGCCUCGCUCUCAGAGGGAGCGAGGCGCGGACCCACAUCGGCAGACCCACAUCGGCAGACACACACACUGCAAGGUGAGUGGCCGCAACCAAGAUGAGAGAUACCAUGGCCAUUCUCGUCCUCUGGGCACAAGUGUACGCAUGUGUUUUUACAGAUGACGUCAAUUGGAUCACGAGAACGAGAGACGCAUCCAUCCCUGCUGCAUGCCAUCCACCUUUCAUCUGCGCGGUGGCGCCUUCACUGGCUCGUGUACGUACGAACCUUGCAUGACGUGAUGUGACGUGAUGUGUGUAAGUAGGAUGUCCGUGUGUGUGCAUGUGCCCAGCCGGAGAGGGGCUGGGUGGGGUUCCGAAGGCAGAAAAUGGUGUACAGAGAGGUUCAUUUGAUGACACUGGCUUCGGCUGCGUGUUGUUCCGUUCUUCUUGCUGUCCUACAAGCAUGGCCUGCUCUUUCUCCAUCUCUCUCCCUCUCUGCUUGAGUCUGCCUGAGUCUGCCUGUCUGUCUGGCUGGCUAGUCCCUUGACGUGUGUGUGGUCGUGGCGCUAGUCCUCACAAGGGUGCAACCGCUGCUUCUCAGAGGCACUAAUGAGACACAGUGCUUCUGAGAUACAGCGGUUGGACCUUGUGAGGACCGCACACGACCAACACACACAUCCACACACACACCCUCUGUCGUCACAGCACACAGACACCCUUGCGUGUCUGACGACUGACUUACUCGACUGGUUGCUUCUUGCUGCCUCUCUCUCGUCUGCUGUGUUGGCAGGGGUCAGCCAACGCAGUGCAGACGAGAGCGCUUCUGAGAUUUCUCCUUGCACAACACAGAGCAGACGAGAGAGAGGCAGCAAGAGAGCUUUUUGGCCUCUGUCGGUCCACUACCACUUCACUGAGGGCUCAAAACACCCUCGCGGCCGCCCUUAAUGUCUCGGCUGCCGCUGUCGUAGAGGGGUGGUUUUGGGGUUAGG
This is a messenger RNA of Vitrella brassicaformis, 1661 nucleotides long. The record is from the annotation of a GenBank genome assembly. Lineage: Eukaryota; Vitrellaceae.